This is a messenger RNA of Lonchura striata (white-rumped munia), 444 nucleotides long. RefSeq names its product immediate early response 2 (gene IER2). NCBI's taxonomy places the organism in Eukaryota, Metazoa, Chordata, Aves, Passeriformes, Estrildidae. The record is from RefSeq and is a predicted model, not a curated record.
AUGGAGGAGGCGCAGCGGCUGCUGACGGUGUCGGUGUGGAAGCUGUACCGCUGCCGGCUGCGGCGGGGCGGGCUCCGCCUGCACCGGAGCCUGCAGCUCUCGCUGCUCGUCCGCGCCGCCCGCCACCGCUACCUGAGCGCCCGAGCCGCCGCCGAGACCCUCCCGGGGCCGGAGCUGGCUGGGGCCGCGGCGAGCGGAGCGACCCCCGAAGCGGGGAGCGACCCGAGCGGAGACCCGCGGUGCCCGAACACGCCGAGCGCGGACAGACCGAGCCCCUGGACCGACCCGAGCGGAGACCCGCGGUGCCCGAACACGCCGAGCGCGGACAGACCGAGCGCCUGGACCGACCCGAGCGGAGACCCGCGUCCGCUGGGAGCUCCAGGCGCUCCCCGCGAGGGGCGGCGCGGAGUUACCGGGGGGUCACGAGGGGCUCCGGGCCCGUGA